Molecule: messenger RNA, 7224 nt
Organism: Erpetoichthys calabaricus (reedfish)
Lineage: Eukaryota; Metazoa; Chordata; Cladistia; Polypteriformes; Polypteridae
Gene: myo16
Product: myosin XVI
Exons: 35
Coding region: 335-6004 (1889 amino acids)
Biological process (GO): neuron projection morphogenesis; phosphatidylinositol 3-kinase/protein kinase B signal transduction; negative regulation of G1/S transition of mitotic cell cycle
Cellular component (GO): nucleoplasm; myosin complex; perinuclear region of cytoplasm
Molecular function (GO): ATP binding; cytoskeletal motor activity; protein phosphatase binding
Source: RefSeq, a predicted model, not a curated record
UGGAGUCCUUACGCUUUGCUCACUGACACCUCCCAAAUUCCCAACGUAGCCCCUUUGUGUGACGCUUUCUGUUGGGUCAACUCGUCGCCUUUGUCAUGCUGAUGAGCGACAGGCUGCUACAGUGUGAACUUUUCCGGCAGCCCAGAGAAGGGAGGAAGUUUCCAAUCGGAGCCGCGCCGGGCAAUGAGACCACCCAAAGCCGGCGUUCAGGAGAUCACAGGCGGAUUAUUAAUAACCAGCGCGCGGCGCAGCCCUGCAGACACUGAGCGGCAUCCCGCGGUCUUCUCUUCUGCCAAGUUGCUUUCAGCUAUGUAAUGUUUUUCGGUCUCAUGACAUGGAAAUCGACCAGUGCUUAUUGGAGUCCCUGCCCCUCGGCCAAAGGCAGCGGCUGUUGAAGCGAAUGCGCUUGGAGCAGGUGAAAGCCUACCAUGAGCGCGAGAAGACCCUGAACAAGCACUCAGGACUCAAAGGCAAAGGGAAGCACAACAGGAAACAUCGAGUUCACUUCGGGCCGUCGGAGAUGAUUCAGGACGCGAUCAUAAACCAUAACGACAAAGAAGUUCUGCGGCUGCUGAAGGACGGCGCGGACCCCAGCACGUUAACUUCAACUGGAGGCACACUGCUCCACUUGUGUGCCCGCCAUGACAAUGCGUUUGCUGCUGAGAUUCUCAUUGAGAGGGGCUUGAAUAUGAACCAGCAGGAUGAGGAUUUGUGGACCGCCCUGCAUGUGGCCUGUGCCUGUGACAAUGCCGAUAUUGUGCUGCUGCUUCUGCUGGCCGGAGCAAAUGUGCUGCUGCAGGACAUCAAUGGCAAUAUUCCACUGGACUACGCCGUGGAAGGCACCGAGUCCUGUUAUAUUCUUCUAAGACAUCUUGAAGACAACGGUGUGGAUGUCAACUCUCUGCAGCACAUGAAGGUCCAGCGGCCGUCCACCAUGUUAUCAGAUGUCAGACUCCUACUAGCAGCUGGUGGGAGCGUCAACCAGAGGAAUGAAGAAGGUGUCACUCUGCUGCAUAUGGCCUGCGCCAGCAACUAUAAAGAAGUGGCGUCGCUGCUUUUGGACAAUGGAGCGGAUCCACAGAUUGCUGAUAACAACCACUGGACGCCCCUCCAUCUGGCAGCAAAAUAUGGCCAGGCCCACCUUGUCAUGCAGCUCUUGAGUCAUUUCGCCAACCCCAAUCUCCUUAACUGUAAUGCUGAGAAGCCCUCAGAUAUUGCAGCUUCACGUUUUAUUCGAGAGAUGCUCUUAAAAGCCGAAGCCACAUGGGAACAAAGAGUAGAAAACUCUUCCAUCCCCCUUCUGCCACCAGAGGAGACCUAUGAAGAAAUUGUUGAGGAUGUCCUAAUGCCAGCAAAAAGACUUAAUCCGUUCACUCUGCCCAUCUCCAAACAAGACAGCCUACUUGAGAAAGAUGCGAUGUUCAGAGACACAUCUGCGGCUACAUCUCGACAGCCUUCUCAAGACAAUGGAUGUGACAGCCCUUUGGUGAAUGGCAGGCACAACACAGAACAGGUAAAACUGAUGCCUCCAGCACCCAAUGAUGACUUGGCCACUUUGAAUGAACUGACUGACAGCAGUUUACUCUACGAAAUGCAAAAGCGCUUUGGAAAUAACCAGAUCUAUACGUACAUCGGAAGUAUACUCUUGAUGGCUAAUCCGUAUAAGGAACUGCCCAUUUAUUCAGCACUGGUCAGUCAUCUUUACCGCAGCACCUCAUCGAGGCUUUGUUCCUCGCUCCCGCCUCACAUCUUCUCCUCUGCCGAGAGGGCUUACCAUCUGAUGUUCCAGGAGCGACGCCCCCAAUGCUUUAUCCUCAGUGGGGAAAGCGGCUCUGGGAAAACGGAAACCUGUAAGCACAUCGUGAAGCACCUGGCGUGUCGAUCUGGUACAAAAGGCUGUGCGUUGGAUGCCAAAAUAAAACACGUCAGCUGUGUUCUAGAAGCCUUUGGACACGCCAGAACAAAGCUCAACGAUUCAUCAAGCCGCUUCAUAAAGUACCUCACGCUCCAGUACAGUGAGAGAACGCGGCUUCUGGUUGGAGCUCGACUUCACACAUAUUUGUUGGAAAAGUCACGCCUUGUUUCACCUCCACCCAAUCAGAGCAAUUUUAAUAUUUUCUACCUGAUGGCUGACGGGAUGUCCUGUGAGGAGAAGUGUGGUCUGUACCUCAACAACUUACUUGCCCACAGGUACCUGAGUCAGAGUGCAUUUGGAGAAACAUCUGAUGGUGCAACCUCUCCAAAUCGGGAAAAAUUCACCGCACUGAAGCAAGCUUUCAAGGUGCUGGGCUUCAACAGUCUGGAAAUAGAGAAUUUGUUUCUAAUCCUGUCUGCGAUUUUGCACCUUGGCGACAUUAGAUUUACUGCCCUCACAGAUGCCGAGGUGGCAUUUGUUGCAGAUCUGCAGUUGCUGGAACAAGUUGCUGGCAUGCUGCAAGUCUCAUCAGAGGACCUCGGAUCUGCACUAACGUCUGAUGUGCAAUACUUCAAAGGAGACGUAAUUGUGAGAAGACACACCGUUGAAAUGGGAAAUCAUUACCGGGAUCUCCUCGCUAAGGCCCUCUACAGCCGUCUCUUCAGCUUUUUAGUGAACAACAUCAAUUAUUACCUCCAGAGUCAGGAUGACAGCAGCGGAGAUCCAACACUUGAGAUUGGGAUACUGGACAUUUUUGGAUUUGAAGACUUUCAGUGUAACACCUUUGAGCAGCUGUGCAUCAACAUGACUAAUGAGAAGAUUCACCAGUACACCGUGGACGUCCUGUUUGAACAAGAGCAGGCAGAAUGUGUGCAGGAGGGAGUCGCCAUGGAAACGUUUCAUUCUCCUGGCAACCAGAGUGCCGUCUUGGAUUUUUUCUUUCAGAAACCUCACGGCCUUUUGUCGGCACUUGAUGAAGAAAGCCAGGCGCUGCGGCCCGCCGAGCCAAACCUUUCUAAAAAGCUUCAGUCUCAGCUGGAAUCGUCCAACCUGAACAUUGUGUACAUUCCCACCAAGGAUGGAAAUGGCAACCCUGCACCAAAGGAUCAAGGCCCCUCGUUCACCGUGCUGCAUUAUGCCGGAAAGGUCACCUACAAUCUCAGUGGAGCUCUAGAGAAGAAUAAGGACACCAUCCCUCAGAACCUGCUUUUUGUUAUGAAAACCAGUGAAAACGUAAUCGUCCACCAGCUGUUCCAGUCUAAACUGACCCAAACUGGUUCCCUCAUUCCUCCCUACAAUCGCCUUAAACUCCAAGGAGCCAAAGCUGCGCUGUUAGUCCAGAGAAUGACAUCAGCCUCAAUAGCCAAAGAACCAAAGAAAUACACGGACCUCACUAAGCUACUGAAAAAGAAAGGUGCAUCCUCCUUCCUUCAGCGACUGGAGCGUUGUGGUCCAGUGACUGUUGCUGUGCAGCUCAGGAACUCCAUCACUGACAUCACCAGUAAGCUCCACAACUGCACUCCACACUUUGUUCAGUGCAUCAAACCCAACCACUGCAAGAAGUCGGACUUUUUUGACCGAUUCUGUGUGUCCCCUCAACUGCAGUACAUUGGUGUUCUGGAGAUGGUGAAGAUGAUCCACUAUGGUUAUCCCGUGAGGCUGACGUUUUCGGGAUUCUUGACACGAUUCAAAGAUCUGGCCGACACAGUGCUCGUGAACAAGAAAAAGCUGCCAGCUGAGGAAAAGUGCCGCUCUCUCCUACACCAUUGCAAGCUUCAAGGUUGGCAGAUGGGCCACAGCAAAGUGUUCCUGAAGUACUGGCAAGCUGACCAUCUCAACGACCUGUGCCUUCAGAUGCAGAAGAGAAUUCUAACCUGCCAGAGAGUGGUGAGGGGAUUUCUUGCCCGCCAACGGCUGGUCCAUGAAAGGAGCCUCAGGCGCCAAGCAGCCACUGCUGUGCUGGGGUUUCUAGAAGGUGUAGAAGACAUGGGGCUGAAGACUUUUGAUGACUUGGUUAUCCAGAAUGCCUCGGAUAUCACAAGAGAGAACGAUCGCAUUCGGCGGGUCCUGAGUGAGAGCAGUGAGGGUCUCGGCAAAGAAGAAGGAUUAAAACGGGCUCCCAGUAAAGGCUCAAAGAUGAUGAGUGAAGCCUGUACCGGGGGCUGCCGGAUUCCCAAGCACUUCCACUCCAGCUCCAUGCCCAUCCCUCUGGCUGUGGACAGUUUGGUACACACCGCGGUGGCGGCGGUGGCAACAGCGGGCUCGUCAAUCAAGUCUCCGUCCCUGCAGUCGGUGUUCAGCAUGGAUGACAGCAGCGGGUUGCCGUCGCCUAGGAAACAGCCUCCGCCAAAACCAAAGAGGGACCCCAACACGAGGCUGAGUGCUUCAUACGAGGCGGUCAGUGCCUGCCUGUCGGCUCCAUGUAAAGAAAUCCCCAAUGAAGCUCUCUCAAAGCCAAGGCCGCACAGUGAUGAUUACAGCACAAUGAAGAAAAUCCCCCCUCCAAAACCAAAGCGGAGCCCCAAUACAAAACUCAGUGGGUCCUACGAAGAGAUCUCGUCUCCUCGGCCCGUAGAGGUGCGACUCUCCUGUUUUAACAAAGCGGGCCACGGACCCGGGGUGAUGCAGAGGGCGGCUUCCGCAGACGGACCCCAUCGUGGCGUGCUGAGCUUGUGCAGCUCUCAAGAAGAAGAAGAAGCUGUUUACAUCGAAAUGGGGGCCAGUGCCAGGACUAAGAGUUUGUCGGAAGUCGACAGUCCAGAUCAGGGAGAGUCCGUCUAUGAAGAAAUGAAAUACUUCGUGCCAGAAGAGGACAUCGCUGGCAAAAUGAACUCGGUGACAUCUGAGGGCUCAUCGGCGCUGCUCUUCGAAGCCAAGAAGCUUUCGGCACCCGAGCAGAUGACCAGCACCACCUCCGGCAACAAACCCCACUGCAAGGAUGGCGCGUGUGACAUCCCUCCACCGUUUCCCAACCUGCUCCCCCACCGCCCACCUCUCUUGGUGUUUCCCCCAACUCCUGUAACCUGCUCACCCGCCUCCGACGAGUCCCCACUGACUCCAUUAGAAGUCAAGAAGCUGCCUGUUCUGGAGACCAGUCUUGGGUUUCCAGGCCAGUCUGACGGGUCCAGCCCUUUGUCCCCUCAGUACGCGAGGCAUCAGAAAGCAGAGAGUGAGAGACCAUCCUCACCGGGUCUGUCCGUCUUCAACUUGUCCUGUAAGGCCUCGCCUCCGCCCACGCCGCCCCCUGCUCCUCAACUUCCUCCUCCGCCUCCUCCUCCACCGGGACCUCCACCCCCCUAUAAAGCCCCUUCUCACUUUCCCUUUCCGCCAGAGUCCAGUGCUUUAUCCCUAGCGAGGCCUGCAAAAUCCAAUAACACAGAGUCAUCUUCCAAAGGGCUACAGAAGUCCAGUCACAGCAUGGGAGAAGCCCCUCAGGUCGGCUCACGGACCCCAUGCUCCCCGGUGAAGACGGCCAGAAUGGAGCACAGGAAAUCGCACUCGUGCUCAUCUUCUCCGCUGCUGUUUAAUCCGGCCAAUGCCCGGCCCCUGACCAGCCCGCUAGACGAACUGACCACGUUGUUCAGCUCAGGAAGAAGUCUCCUGAGAAAGUCUGCUGCUGGGCGGAAAAUACGAGAGCCAGAAGCUGCCAACGUUUGUAACAUGAACUUGGCUAUCCAGGAUGAGCCCAGUGAGACCGGACCAGUGCUGCAGCUUCAAGAUAAAAACGCCAACAGUCAAGUGGCCUCGUCAUUCUCACCACCCCCGGUGUCUGCAGCCGUCGAGAAUGGAAAUCGCCUCUCUAAUGGUUUACCUGAAGAAGAAGGAAAUCCAAAGUCUUCAAACACCACAGCGGCUGCUUUAGCAGGUCAGAGGCACGUGGAUGGCCACAACAGUCAGGUCAUUCAUCAGCUGCGCCUUUCCAAGAACGAAAGUACGGCUCUGCAUGAGUUGCUGGAGUGGCGGCGGAAGUUGUGCGAGGAGAGCGAAGAUUGGCAGAAGAUCCUCCGUAAAUCUGAAUCCAAGCCGGCUGCCCCUGCCCCUCCACCGCCACCGCCUUGCAAGAAGCCUGCCCUGUUGAAGAAGGUCUGAGGCCGGGACAUCGGGCCAACUCGGAGACACAAUCAGACUCUGGUGCCUGUCUCGCCGUGACAGGGAUGACACUUUGGGACGUGUAAAUAGGUUGGACGGCCCACUUGUGGAGCCUGCAGGUACUUACUGUAUGCACAAGAAUUUCUUACCGGACGGAAGCCUCGAAAUGGGCAGCGAACAGGUGCGCCAUCUAGUGGCCGAGCAGUAAAGUGCUGUUGCGUAGCCAAGGGCUCCGAGUGGGCACCCAGAAUGAACUGCUUUGAUGGUUUCAGUUCCAGCAGCACCUGCCACGGACCCUCAAAAGAAUCUUCAGAGCCUUUCCGGUGGACCUCUCGACACUCCUAGCAUGGAGGACUUCUACACUGCCACUUUUUUCGGAACGGUGCAACACAGACUCAACUGCCUUUACAUCGGUGGAGCAUCACCUUGACUUCAUGUACUGCUUCACCCUGUCACACCCCUUGGAUUAUUAUAAAUGACUUUUACAAGGUGGCGUCAUGGGGGUCAUUUCACAGACUUCCUUAAACUCCCCGUUGAUGCUGUCGGCGUCCUGCUGCAUGCACGUCACAGCCAAGACAUAUCGUAGCCUUAAACUGCGAUGUAAUUAAUGAGCACAUUAAGCCGUCGUCAUUCCAACACAUGGAGAUGCCAGCUCACCUUUCUUCACCUCAGCAGCUCCUCCUUGGUGCCCUGAAUCUCCAACUACAGUCCUCUUUUAGACCUUCAGUUGAAGAGCCACAAAAGUAAAUGAUCUCACGCAGCUUGAGGACGGGCUGGAAUCACCUUGACGGAAAUAUUAAAGGCGCUAUUCCACCCAGAAAUGAUCAUUUUAUUAUGUGUUACCCCGUGUGCUUUGUAGUGAUGGACGAGAAGAAACUUGGAAACGUUACUUGGAAACUUGCCGACCUCCAGUCCUGAAAUAAUGGUGGCCCACACAGGGCAAGCUGAACCUUUCCAUUUUGGCCACACGUUAUUUUUAUUUUCAAUUUGAAAAAUUACCGACCCGCAGUGAGAACGUCGGCGAUCUAAAUUUUCGUAAAAGUUGCACACCUCAACCAAACGAUGCCAAGGAAAUGUCCGUAAAUGAUAUGACGAUUCUCCUUUGAUGUUUCCCCGUCAUUCAGAAUCAGAAUUCCCCAAGUUUCAAAACCUCAGAAUAGACACAUAAAGUAAUUGAGCAGAAUUCCUUCAGGAUGAAGCAUAACAACUUUAUAUUCUAG